Molecule: messenger RNA, 586 nt
Organism: Rodentolepis nana
Lineage: Eukaryota; Metazoa; Platyhelminthes; Cestoda; Cyclophyllidea; Hymenolepididae
Source: the annotation of a GenBank genome assembly
GUUUGAAAUUGAAGCACUUCUCGGUUUCGAUGGUUUCACAAAUUCGAAGUUGUCCGAAUGCACCAAACCUAAGAGAAAAUUAAAUAUUGAGUGCUUUGGUUCCUUGAUUGCCUCAAUGCAGAAAAUUUGGGAGGCGCAGAGUCGUUUCGUUAUUUUUAACGGCAAUCAAGCUGAUCUGAAUGCGCUGACGUAUCUAGCAGAUGUACUUGAAGACACGGAAUACGAAUAUCUGACAGAAGUAUUUGGAAAGGAGUUUGUUUGGAUUUUCACUCCUUCUACAAUGGCACCGCUUCAGACUGUCAGUCUCACCGCACGUGAUAGUAUUGUCAUGCCGGAAUUUACCAUGUUCAAGAGAAUACCUGGACUGUUCGGUAGGCAUUAUGAUAAAUAUCUGCUCCUGAGCAUAUUCAUUCAGUUGAAAAUGCUAUUUCGAACAAUAAUUUGUUGCGUACUUUACAAGAAUGAAAAACUACAAACGAAGCUUGCACGGAAAACAUCUAUCAUCAUUUUGAAUUUAUCAAAAAAACUGCCACCUGCUAUGUAUGAAAAUUUCACUAUUCCCUGCUCUUUGCAGUACCAGUUAUAG